AUGAAACUGCCGAAAAUUGAAACAAGAUUGAAAAGCCAAAAAACCAAAGAUUCCGAAAACGUUGUUAAAGGUAAGAAACGCGCAAAAACCAAGCGAAAAGCAUCUUCCAGCACGAACACUACCAAGUGCAAGUCAUGUGGAGAACUCGGACAUGGAAGCAAAAGAAGUCCAUUAUGCCCCAAUCAUGAAGGGACAUUGGAGGAAACCAUAACAAGGAAAUUGGGUAGUUUUGAAAGUGGUCAUGUCAAGGCUCAAUUCAUUGUCAACCAUUACAUUCUUACGUAUCAUAAGCAUGUAACAAACGCGUUGUUUGAGCAAAACUUCUGGUAUACUGUCUGUCGGGUCGUCUAUGGAAGUGCCAGAAUUGAAGAUGUGGAGGCUCGUUAUCCUGAAAUGACAGGUUUCGCAGAGGCAUAUUAUACGCUCUUGAUACAUCAUCAUGAAGUCAAUCUUUCAGUAUAUUGUGGUUAUUUGGCAUAUUACGGCCAGAUUGUAUCUUCAGCAUCUAUCACUUUGGCCACAACAUAUGAAAACUAUUAUGUUGAGAACUUUGAAGACACGGUGGCAAAAUACUUUAUCUAUUAUCUUCGCCUUCAUUACCCUGAUUUCAAUGUUGACCCUAUCAAAGACCUUGUUUAUAAUCAGCUCCUUGAUUACAUUCUUCUUCAGCCAGCCGGCCAACUUUUCAACAUCAAUCCCACAACUGCUCCUAGAGAGUUUAUGCCGUUCAUCACAGAGAUGGAGCAUCCCCUAAAUGCUGCUUCAAAUCUAAUAAGAAACCGCCUUCCAACCAUACUAGCCAACAAAAGCAAUUGGAUUUCGAAGCUUUACAAGCUGCAAAACUCUGGCAUUGUUGGCCAUCAAUUUCCUGCCCGUUUGACACCGACCAAAUUCGCCAUGUUUCCAAACCCAAGUAUGAAAUGGCGGUUCAUAAAACUGGAUUCUCAAAACCUUCAUCACUUCUUUCCGUAUGAUCGUUUGACGAAACUGGACUACGAAACAGAAAUUGACUACAUUUCAAGGUUCUUUCGAUACUUUAGCUUCAUAAUAUUCAAAAUAGAUAGCAUUGAAGAGUUCAUUAAUUUACCUACAGGUAAAAAUAAAAUGUUCAUCAACUGCAUCUAUAACGGCGGAUACACAUGUCGGAUUGCCUUUGCUAGAAAGACUACCAGUAGCAUCAUUGGAAAUGUACAAUUGAGCAUAUACGACUUCACCGAAGAGGAAAUCUGUGCUGUAGACCCCGGGCGCAAAAAUGCGUUUGUUUCGUACCAUGGAGGCACAGAUGUCAGGAAGUGUUCAACUAGAGAGUGUUGCCAAUCCAUAGGAUAUAAGGGCAGGAUGAAGAUGGAAGAAGAAUUGAAACAGCAACAGGGUAUCAAAACUAUAGAGUCACUCAUCCCAUCUUUCUAUGGGUACAGAACCGCAGAGCUGAACUGGAAAAUUUUUUGUGGAAGACAAGUAUCCUUAGAGUAUGCUACAACCACCCUUUUGAAUGGAGGAAAGAAGUAUAACCCGCAGAAGAGAUCACGGCAUAUGAGUAAAAAAAGCCACAAGAAACGUAAAAAGCAAAACAAUCGACGAAAUCCCGGCAUAGCUCAUCAAUCAGUCAAUAUCAUGGAUAAUCAUCAUACGUACAAAAGGUCAUUCGAACUUGGCGAUAAGUCGAAAAUGCCACUGGUACUGUUUGGUGAUGGGUUAACCAAUGGAGCUAUUUUUUGGAAUCGUGAUGUUAUGGCUGCUCAAAACAUGUAUCAUAUUGCUCAAGAGGUUUGGGCUGGUCAUGGAAGACCUGACCCAUUUUGUCGUCAAUCACAAAGCGCCACAACGAAUGUGGUUGUCUUCCCUCGAUGGGAGACUUAA
This is a messenger RNA of Mycotypha africana, 1860 nucleotides long. RefSeq lists its product as uncharacterized. Lineage: Eukaryota; Fungi; Mucoromycota; Mucoromycetes; Mucorales; Mycotyphaceae. The record is from RefSeq and is a predicted model, not a curated record. Bases 1 to 1860 code for a protein of 619 amino acids. The transcript has 9 exons.